Messenger RNA from Oncorhynchus nerka (sockeye salmon), 2018 nucleotides. RefSeq names its product male-enhanced antigen 1-like. Lineage: Eukaryota; Metazoa; Chordata; Actinopteri; Salmoniformes; Salmonidae. Gene Ontology annotation, biological process: spermatogenesis. The transcript is spliced from 3 exons. The record is from RefSeq and is a predicted model, not a curated record. Bases 1 to 522 code for a protein of 173 amino acids.
AUGGAAGUGGAGAUUGCGUUCGAGAUGGGUCCUGAGAGAAUCUUACCGAACUCUGAGGAGGAGCUAGGCCAGGAGCGGCCGUCGGACGCUGGGGUCCCUGAGGUGGGCGGGGAGUGGAGUGGAGAGGAGGAGGAUGAUAAUGGAGGUUACUAUUACCAGCCACUAAACCAGGACCCUGAUGGACUAAAUGCUGCACCAGGGGACCAUCCUGAGGAUAUGCCCCCAGUUGCAGAGCAACUGCAAGAAGUCCAGGAGAGAAUAGAGUUGAUGGGCUUGCAUCUUCCCCAGCCCCCUCCCCCAGAUAGUGAUGAAGACUCAGGAGCACACAGCAGCGCAGCCUCCAUCCCCAUGGAUGAAGACCACGUGGAGCUGGUGAAGAGGACCAUGGCAGCAGUGGCCCUGCCCUCUCUGGCCAUCCCGGCCUGGGCUCAGGAGAUCUCGGACGACCAGUGGAAGGACAUGGUCCAGCAGACGCUCCAGACUCGCCAAAGCUCAGAAGGCCUGAGGCUAGAGCACAAAUAAGACUGAAUUGCCUCCUUCCCUCAGUCUCUUUAACUCUGUCCUGCAUUUCACCAACACAUUUACCCCAGGGGAGUCUGCACUGAGGUCCUCUCUGAGCAGGUGUUAGGUGUCUCAAUUCUCAAGAGAUUGAACUCCUCUACGUCCAAUUCUCAUUAAUGAUAUUUCUGAUGAAUAUUUGUUUUUCAAAGGAGGCUCUUGGUACCUACUACACCUAACUUGCUGCUUAAGGUCAUUUGUAGGGUUUGUGAAGGAGUUCGAAUGAGUAUAGUAUAUUUUGUCUCUCAGAUCAGGCAAACUCUUACCGUUUCUGCUCAGGAGGAACUUGAAUCAGUGUACUGGAGUACGUAUGAGGCUCAAUGACAGUUUGGCCGUGAGUACAGAAGCACUAUUAUACCCCCCAUAUGCUUCCUGAGACAUUCCAACCACCCUUUCCAACAUCCGAUCACCUUUGUUUGUUUUUAAUGUGAUACUUUCUAUUGGUUGUGAUUACCAUAUUAUAAUACUAUUAAAUCAGUUUUUGUUGAAUGUAAUAUAUAAGCUGUCCGGUUUAUUAGGUACACCACCCAUUCACGAAAAUUGAUAGUUUCUACAGACAGUGAGUCAUGUGGCUUGCUAUAUAAAGCAGGCCUUCAGUUACUGUUCGAUUAAAUGUUAGAAUGGGCAAAACGAGUGACCUAAGCGACUUAGAGCGUGGUAUGAUCGUCAGUUCCAGUAUCUCAAACUGCAGCCUUCAUGGGCUUUUCACGCAUAAGUGUUUAGGGCUUCCUGAGAAUGGAGCGACAAACAAAAACAUCCAGUCAGCGAAAACAUCUCGGAACACACAAGGAUCAACGAGUUGUCACUGAUGGGCUAUUGCAGCAGACGACCGCACCGGGUUCCACUCAUAUCAGCUAAAAACAAGAGGUGGCUCCAGUUGGCAUGUGAUCACCAUUACUGGACAAUUGGUGAUUGGUAGAAUAUUGCCUGCUCUGACAAAACCUGGUUCCCCAUGCUAAUAGCAGUCAGGAUUUGGCGUAAGCAUGAGACCAUGGACCUAUCCUGCCUGGUGUCAAUGGUAAAGGCCGGUGGUGUGCCGCCGUCCAAUCUGUAGCAAUGGCAUGUUGGCAUGUUGCUAUAGUGUUAGCAUGGACCAACAUCCCUGUGGUACUUUUCCAACUCAGAAUCCACCCCCAGAAUAAUUUAGGCUGUUCUGGAGAGAAACGGGACUCCGACCGGUACUAGAUGGGUGUACCUAAUAAACUGGCCAGUGAGUAUAUGGGCAUAAAUUAACAAUGGAAAUUUCAGUCUUUCUUGUACCAUGAAUUCUGCAUAGGGUCAUUAGCUAGUUCAAUCAAUGAUGGAUAUUGUUUGUGAGGAUAACAGAUUCCCAAACUCAAUGGAUGUCCACUAUUUUUUUACUUUAUUUUGUUCUGUACAUACAUGAACAUCUGUACAAAAUAUGACUUUCAUACUAUGUAAUGCUCUACAUAAUUAAAGUAAAACAUAUGUACAUAUGA